AUGUCUGAGUAUUACGAAGAGAGCGCAUAUGUUUAUGACGACGACGAUGCAGCAAUUGCAGCCGAGGACUCUUGGACUGUCAUCUCUGCGUUCUUUCGUGAGAAAGGUUUGGUAUCGCAACAGUUAGAUUCAUUCAACCAAUUUAUCAAUUAUACGAUACAGGAUUUAAUCUUAGAGGACAGUACAUUGAUUUUAGAGCAAUUGGCGCAGCAUACUACGGAAUCUGACAAUAUCAGUAGGAAGUAUGAAAUAUCGUUUGGCAAAAUUUAUUUGGCCAAACCGUCCAUGACCGAAUCAGAUGGUGUUUCUCAUGCGAUGUACCCACAGGAAGCUCGUCUCAGAAACCUUACUUACGCAUCUGGGUUAUUUGUUGAGAUUAAGAAGAGGACUUACGAGGCAGUUGAUGUUCCCGGCCGCGAUUUGAAAUAUGAGAUCAUCCAGGAGGAGAGUGAGGAGGCCGAAGAUGGGAAGAUCUUUAUAGGUAGGGUGCCUAUUAUGUUGCGUUCGAAAUACUGUUUGUUAGACGAUCUCUCUGAAUCUGACCUAUAUCGGUUGAAAGAGUGUCCUUUUGAUAUGGGUGGAUAUUUCAUUAUUAAUGGGUCAGAAAAGGUUUUGAUUGCACAGGAAAGGUCUGCAGGUAAUAUUGUUCAAGUCUUUAAAAAGUCAGCUCCCUCGCCUAUUUCCCAUGUAGCGGAGAUAAGAUCAGCAUUGGAGAAAGGUUCACGUUUCAUUAGUACACUUCAGGUGAAGUUGUACGGACGUGAAGGUAGUACGUCGAGGACUAUCAAAGCCACACUUCCAUAUAUUAAGCAGGAUAUUCCUGUUGUUAUAAUUUUCAGAGCGCUAGGAAUCAUUCCAGAUGGUGAGAUCUUGGAACACAUUUGUUAUGACCAAAACGAUUGGCAGAUGCUAGAAAUGCUUAAACCGUGUGUUGAAGAAGGGUUUGUCAUCCAAGACCGUGAAACUGCAUUGGAUUUCAUUGGACGUCGUGGUACUGCACUAGGUAUUAAGAAGGAAAAGAGAAUUCAAUAUGCCAAAGACAUUCUGCAGAAAGAGUUUCUACCACAUAUUACUCAGCUAGAAGGGUUUGAAAGCAGAAAGGCCUUCUUCCUUGGUUACAUGAUCAACAGGUUACUGCUUUGUGCUCUGGAUCGUAAGGACCAGGAUGAUCGAGACCAUUUCGGUAAAAAGAGGUUGGAUUUGGCUGGCCCAUUGUUAGCUCAACUUUUCAAAACUUUGUUCCGUAAACUAACUAGAGACAUUUUAAGGUUCAUGCAGAGAUCUGUGGAAGAAGCUAAGGAUUUCAACUUGAAACUGGCAGUUAAAGCUACAACAAUUACAGCUGGUUUGAAGUAUGCCUUAGCUACUGGUAACUGGGGUGAACAAAAGAAGGCAAUGUCUUCAAGAGCAGGUGUUUCCCAAGUUUUAAACCGUUACACAUAUUCAUCAACCUUAUCUCAUUUAAGGAGAACUAAUACUCCUAUUGGUCGUGAUGGUAAAUUAGCUAAACCUCGUCAACUGCACAAUACCCACUGGGGUUUAGUAUGCCCCGCAGAAACACCAGAAGGACAGGCGUGUGGUCUGGUAAAGAAUUUGUCAUUGAUGUCAUGCAUUUCUGUUGGAACAGACCCUGUUCCUAUUAUUACGUUUUUAAACGAAUGGGGUAUGGAGCCAUUGGAAGAUUACGUCCCUCAUCAAUCACCAGAUGCUACUAGAGUGUUCGUGAAUGGUGUUUGGCACGGUAUUCACAGAAAUCCAGCGAGACUGGUUGAUACUAUAAGGAAAUUGAGAAGAAAGGGUGAUAUCACUGCUGAAGUUUCUAUCGUUAGGGAUAUACGUGAGAAGGAGUUGAAAAUUUUCACAGAUGCAGGUAGAGUCUAUAGACCACUCUUUGUUGUUGAUGAAGCCUUGCACGAUGAUGGUCAUAAGGAACUAAAGGUUCGUAAGGGCCACAUCAGAAAACUGAUGUUAACGGAAUAUCAAGAUAUCGAAGGUGGGUUUGAGGAAGAAGAUAUCAAUUAUACCUGGAGUUCGUUACUAAAUGAAGGUAUAGUGGAGUACAUUGAUGCUGAAGAAGAGGAGACGAUUUUGAUUGCAAUGCAGCAAGAAGAUUUAGACCCAACUGUCUCACCUAAUCUAGACCCCAAUGAUGGAUUAGACCCUGCAAGGCGUAUCAAGGCGAUUCACCACUCUAACACAUUCACUCAUUGUGAAAUUCAUCCAUCUAUGAUUUUAGGUGUUGCAGCUUCAAUUAUUCCAUUCCCAGACCACAACCAGUCUCCACGUAAUACUUAUCAGUCUGCGAUGGGUAAACAAGCCAUGGGUGUAUUUUUAACCAACUACAAUGUACGUAUGGACACAAUGGCUAAUAUUCUAUACUAUCCACAGAAACCUUUAGGUACAACUCGUGCAAUGGAAUACUUGAAAUUUCGAGAACUGCCUGCUGGCCAAAAUGCCAUUGUUGCCAUUGCCUGUUACUCGGGUUAUAACCAAGAAGAUUCUAUGAUUAUGAACCAAUCAUCGAUUGAUAGAGGUUUAUUCAGAUCCCUGUUUUUCCGUUCAUAUAUGGACCAGGAGAAAAGAAUAGGUAUGUCGAUUACCGAAUCCUUUGAAAAACCUCAUCGUACAAAUACCUUGAGGAUGAAGCACGGCACUUAUGAUAAACUUGAUGAUGACGGUUUAAUUGCUCCUGGUGUUAGAGUUUCGGGAGACGAUGUCAUUAUCGGUAAAACUACUCCAAUUCCUCCCGAUGCCGAAGAACUAGGCCAAAGGACUGCAUUCCACUCGAAGCGUGAUGCUUCCACACCAUUAAGAUCCACGGAAAACGGUAUCGUGGAUCAGGUUCUGAUCACUACAAAUCAAGAAGGGUUGAAGUUUGUUAAAGUCAGAGUCAGAACAACUAAGGUUCCUCAGAUAGGUGACAAAUUUGCUUCUCGUCACGGUCAGAAGGGUACUAUUGGUAUCACUUACCUCAGAGAAGAUAUGCCGUUUACCGCCGAGGGUAUUGUUCCAGACCUGAUUAUCAAUCCUCACGCCAUUCCAUCUCGUAUGACAGUCGCCCAUUUAAUUGAAUGUUUGUUAAGUAAAGUGGCUGCGUUGUCAGGUAAUGAAGGUGAUGCUUCACCUUUCACGGAUAUCACUGUGGAUGGUAUUUCAAGGUUACUUCGUGAACAUGGUUAUCAAUCUCGUGGGUUCGAAGUCAUGUACAAUGGUCAUACAGGGAAGAAGAUGAUGGCACAAAUUUUCCUUGGUCCUACAUAUUACCAGAGACUAAGACAUAUGGUCGACGACAAGAUUCACGCAAGAGCGCGUGGUCCAAUGCAAGUGUUGACAAGACAACCAGUGGAAGGUAGGUCUAGAGAUGGUGGUCUCAGAUUCGGAGAAAUGGAGCGUGACUGUAUGAUUGCUCAUGGUGCGGCUGCAUUUUUGAAAGAAAGACUGAUGGAAGCCUCGGAUGCCUUCAGAGUACAUAUAUGUGGUAUCUGUGGUUUAAUGACUGUUGUUGCCAAGUUGAAGCAUAAUCAAUUUGAAUGUCGUGGCUGUAAAAAUAAAAUCGAUAUUUUCCAGGUGCAUAUCCCAUACGCAGCGAAGUUACUGUUCCAAGAACUAAUGGCAAUGAACAUUGCUCCCCGUUUAUACACGGACCGCUCCAGAGAUUUUUAA
Molecule: messenger RNA, 3663 nt
Organism: Eremothecium sinecaudum
Lineage: Eukaryota; Fungi; Ascomycota; Saccharomycetes; Saccharomycetales; Saccharomycetaceae
Gene: RPB2
Product: DNA-directed RNA polymerase II subunit RPB2
Exons: 1
Coding region: 1-3663 (1220 amino acids)
Biological process (GO): DNA-templated transcription
Cellular component (GO): RNA polymerase II, core complex
Molecular function (GO): ribonucleoside binding; DNA-directed RNA polymerase activity; DNA binding
Source: RefSeq, a predicted model, not a curated record